AUGCCACCAGAACCACCACUCAACACCAACCUGGAAGACCAAAGAACUGGAGAAACAAGCGCAGCCCUCUCCGCAGACCUAAAAGCAAGCUGUUUAAAGCUUCGCUCGGAAAUAGAUACCUACCAAUCGCUGCUUGCAUCUACCCUCCGCAAUCCACAGCUUGUGGAGGCACGACAAUUCAGAUCAAAUGUCAAUUCCGAAUUGAAGAUGUUGGAGAAAUUGGAGAGACAGAUGAAAAGCGCUGCCAGUGUGCAAAAUGAGGUAGAAGGGGAACAUGAAGAAGAAGGCGACUUCGAAUUGGAGAAGAGACUAUUGCAUGCAUUGCGCUCUUCCAAUUUACCGUUUUAUCAAUCUGUUUGGGAUAUUGCGAAAGGGACUUGUUCUGGUUUAACUGCACUUGGGAAGCGGUUUUACUGGGACGAGGAGCAACAGUCGCAGUCUAAACCUAAACUCGGGAAGAAUAAGGACACGGAGAAGAGUGAUGGUGUUGGGCAAGGUGAGAAGCAGCCUAACAAGGAUAAGCGCAAUAGUGUGUUUGUGGAUAUCGUUUCUGACGAUGGGGCUGAAUGGGUGAAAGUUUCUACGGUCACGCAGGAUCGGCUGUUAUUUGAAAUGGCGAAAAAUUGUUGGCAAUGGGAGCCUGAUUCGGAUGAUGAAGAGGAGAACGGGGACGCCAUGAAGCAUAUUAGGGUUGAGGGUCGGAUGCUUCCUAUGAAUCGGAGAACGCGCAACAUGUAUGGAGACGACGGAGAUGAUAAGAUGGAACUUAUUCGGUUGGCUGUUGAUCUACGGAAAGCGGCUGAUGUUACGUUGGUUGGGUAUAAGCAUCCUCGGAUUCGGAUUGUUUUGCCUCGGAUUGAACAGGGGAAUGUUGAUGAGAUUGAUGAUAUUAUUGAAGAGAUGCGCAGUUGGGGUAUGGAGGUUGAUUGCAAGAAAAGCCUCAAGUUGACAACUCGCUCUGGGCUGGAACACCUUCUUCCUCAUCCGUUCAAAACGUUCACUUCCACCUUGAAUGUUGAUUGCACUCUCCUCCUUGCCAUGGUAUCUGAUUUGUCGCACUUCAAAGAAAUUCCGCCAGAACCCUAUUUCCACCGGGCCAUCCUUCGACAAAUUGAGAUCGAAAAACAAAAGCCACUGCUUUCAACAGAGCUGUGGCCUGCUAUGAGUGGUCACAAGCUUGUUUGCACGAAAGAGGCUGCUGGGCGGAUGCGAGAAAUUGUCAAAAUCAUCGGCACUGAAACAGAAAAUAUCCGCACUCAAAUCAUGAUGGGAGAUUCUCCGUAUGGGCAACUUGAUCAAGCUGCUAUGCUUCAAAAGUUCCAGGAAUUAUCCGACUAUGAGGUUCCCAAAGAUUGGAAUCUUCCCAUCAGUGUGGUUGAUGCCCAAUCAACCUUCGAUUCAAAUAACAAAAAAGACAACAUUCCUCGAGUGCACCAGGAACUUGCGAAGGAAUUGUCGGACAUCAAUUACAGUGUGUUCAUGUAUGGCUGGCUCAACGAUUUGACGACAAUUUCCAGCAAUCGGACAAUCAACAAACAAAUCGAAACAACUGUCGAGAGGCACAGAAAUGGGAAUCCUUCUUUAGAAGGGCCCAAGGUAUGGAUCUGUGACACAGCACGGAGUUUGGUGGGCAAAGAGAAAGAUCGAAAAGCAUAG
This is a messenger RNA of Penicillium nucicola, 1656 nucleotides long. RefSeq lists its product as uncharacterized. The coding region runs from base 1 to 1656 and encodes 551 amino acids. NCBI's taxonomy places the organism in Eukaryota, Fungi, Ascomycota, Eurotiomycetes, Eurotiales, Aspergillaceae. The transcript has a single exon. The record is from RefSeq and is a predicted model, not a curated record.